UCUAUGUAACGAACAAAAUUUUCCUACACCCUCUCUCUGUUUUCUCUCUCCAUCUCUUUCUCCGCGGUCAUAGAUAGAAGAUCUCUCUAAUUCUAAAACACUUGAGAGAGAGAGAGACAGAGAGACAGAGACGCCUUUGGCAUCUUGGGCUCGUUUGAGGAGUGAGCACGGUCAAGUCGUUGUCGUUUCAUAAUUUUCUAUGGGGUGCUCCUCUCUCACCGACUCUAACUUGUUUUCCAUUCUAUUGUUUAAUAAAUCAUACAGAGAGGUUCAAAUGGUCAAACCAUCAGUUUAUACAUGGAAAUAAAAAAUCCCACUCUACCAUAAUUGAUUCCCCCAAUCAGAAAAUAUCCCAAGAGAGGGAGAGAGUUUGGGGAAUCCGAAACCUUUCCUGAUCCUGCCUGCCAUGUCUGAGAUUGUCAAAGUAGCUUGGGGAAGGUACCUCUUGCAGCUUCAAUCCAAUCCUCUCAGGACUAAGGCGUUCACAUCGGGGUUUUUAGCUGGUUGUAGUGAUGCUAUAGCUCAAAAGAUUUCUGGGGCCAAAAAGCUUCAAUUGAGAAGACUGCUUCUUAUUAUGCUCUAUGGCCUUGUAUACGCAGGCCCACUUGGGCAUUUCUUCCACAAGAUGAUGGAAAAGAUUUUCAAAGGAAAGAAGGGUAACAAAACUACUGCUCAGAAGGUGCUGCUGGAGCAGGUUACUAUUUCCCCUUGGAACAACUUUCUUUUCAUGGCAUAUUAUGGUCUGGUGGUUGAAGGAAGGCCAUGGAAUUUGGUCAGGACUAAAAUCAGAAAGGAUUGGCCUAUUGUUCAAUUAACAGCAUAUAAGUUUUGGCCUGUAGUAGCUUGGGUCAACUAUCAGUAUAUGCCACUGCAGUUGCGUGUACUGUUCACGAGCUUUGUUGCCUCAUGCUGGGCUGUAUUUCUGAAUCUAAAAGCAAGAUCUGGUGCCACUAAGAAGGCUUAAAGAGGAAGCCCAUUUCAGUUUUCAUCUCUUUUGAUUUGGAAAUAUUUAAAUGUUUUUUUUUGGGGGGGUCGCGGGGGUGGGUUUGGAUUUGGCAUGGAGACUUCUUAUGAUUCGUUUUGCAUUUUCCCCCUUUCUGAGCUUUGGGAUCUUAAUUGUUAUAGUGUAAUACAAAGUUGGUUUAAUUACUAUGCCAUGAAAGAAAGGUUAUCUGUGUUUUUGUU
Macadamia integrifolia is the source of this 1185-nucleotide messenger RNA. Its product is annotated as peroxisomal membrane protein PMP22-like. The transcript has 7 exons. Gene Ontology annotation, cellular component: membrane; cytoplasm. The coding region runs from base 407 to 964 and encodes 185 amino acids. The record is from RefSeq and is a predicted model, not a curated record. Lineage: Eukaryota; Viridiplantae; Streptophyta; Magnoliopsida; Proteales; Proteaceae.